AUGUUUUCCAAAUUUAUUCGUUCAACAAUUAUUAGAAGGUCUUUGGCCACUACGGUCAAUAGUACCUUUAAAACAGCUCCUAAGCCAAGAUCUAAGUGGGUGCCUAUCUCCAUUUUCUCCGGUAGUUUCCUUGUAGGUUGGUACUUCACACAACAUAUGACCUUCACAGAUUUGAUGGCAUAUUGGAGGUAUGAAUCCUUGCCUGAAGAUGCUGAACAAGUGAAGAAAUAUCGAAGUGAUUUGCAUAACAGAUUGGAGAAAUUGUCUUUGGUGCAACAGUUGAAAGGUUCUGGGUUUGUGGAAGUGUUUCCAGGCAGAAGAAAGGAUGAUCAAUUGGUGGAUAAGACCUUAUUGACCCCUGGUGCCAUUGCCAUUCCUCCAAAAUUCUACUAUAACCCUGAUAAGAAGGAAAUUGUAGGUGUUUACCAUAUGGGGAUGAAGUUAACUGGUUAUCCAUUUAUUGUGCAUGGUGGGAUCUUAGCCACUAUAAUGGAGGAUUUGAUGAGAGAAAGUGUGAAAUUAAUAAAGCAAAAGGAAGGCGAAAAAACUAAAGAGUUAAGUGUGUCCUACAUGAUGCCAACUUUUGCUAACCAAUUUGUCUUUGUUCGAACUACUAGUGUGGAGAACCUUGGUAAGAACAUUAAAUUGAAAGUAGAUCUAUUAGAUCAGAACGGAUCUGUUCUUGUUAAAGGUGCAGGUACCUUUUCCACAUGA
Naumovozyma castellii is the source of this 714-nucleotide messenger RNA. It is a transcript of the gene FMP10, whose product is annotated as Fmp10p. Bases 1 to 714 code for a protein of 237 amino acids. The record is from RefSeq and is a predicted model, not a curated record. The transcript has a single exon. NCBI's taxonomy places the organism in Eukaryota, Fungi, Ascomycota, Saccharomycetes, Saccharomycetales, Saccharomycetaceae.